AUGGAUGCAAACAAUGAGAGUUAUGGGACAGACUUCAUCCUUCUGGGGUUUUCUGACAGACCUGGAGUAGAACGUGUCAUCUCCGUGGUGGUCUUCCUCUCCUAUCUCGUGACUCUGGUGGGAAACUCAACCAUCAUCCUGGUGUCUCACCUGGACGCCCAGCUCCACACGCCCAUGUACUUCUUCCUCUCCAACCUGUCGCUCUUGGAUCUCUGCUAUACAACCACCAUUGUCCCCCAGAUGCUGGUGAAUCUGUGGGGGUCAAAAAAGUCAAUCACAUAUGAAGGGUGUGCACUCCAGUUCUUCUUUGCCCUGGACCUGGGCGCCACAGAGUGUCUGCUCUUGGCUGUGAUGGCCUAUGACCGCUAUGUUGCUGUGUGCCAGCCUCUGCACUACACGGUGAUCAUGCACCCUCGGCUCUGCCACCAGAUGGUGCUGGCUGCCUGGCUAACGACUGCUGGGUGUUCCAUACUUCUUUCCACUUUGACUUUGAUGUUGCCAAGAUGUGGGCACCGAGAAGUGGAUAAUUUUUUCUGUGAGAUGCCAGCAUUUAUCAAGAUGGCUUGUGCUUCUUCAAAAGUAGUUGAGACUGUGGCCUUUUAUCUUGGAGUGAUAUAUCUUCUGGUGCCAUUAUCACUAAUUCUCAUAUCUUACGGCAUCAUCACUCGUGCUGUGAUGAGGAUCAAGUCUGCAGGAAGAUGGAAAAAAAUCCUCAACACCUGCGGCUCCCACCUCACCGUGGUGACUCUCUUCUAUGGGACACUCAUGUCUAUGUACAUGAAGCCCCAGAGUAACAACACAGCCCCCGAUCAGGGCAAGUUCCUGACUCUCUUCUACAGCAUCAUCACUCCCAGCCUGAACCCUCUGAUCUACACGCUGAGAAACAAAGACGUCAAGAGUGCAGUGAAAAGGCUGCUGUUGGCAAAGAAAUGGUCAGCAGAGUCAUGA
Sorex fumeus (smoky shrew) is the source of this 948-nucleotide messenger RNA. Its product is annotated as putative olfactory receptor 2W6. NCBI's taxonomy places the organism in Eukaryota, Metazoa, Chordata, Mammalia, Eulipotyphla, Soricidae. Gene Ontology annotation, cellular component: membrane. Gene Ontology annotation, molecular function: G protein-coupled receptor activity; olfactory receptor activity. Bases 1 to 948 code for a protein of 315 amino acids. The transcript has a single exon. The record is from RefSeq and is a predicted model, not a curated record. Gene Ontology annotation, biological process: G protein-coupled receptor signaling pathway.